CGGUCGCAGCCGGGCGGAUCCACGCAGGUCCGCGCAGCCUCGCCACCAUGCCCGCGUCCUGGACCCGCGCUCUCUGCCUCGGUGCGUGCCUGCUGCUGCUGAGGCCCGAGCCCGCGCGCGCGGAGGGAGCCGUUCCCAUCGCUGUCACCUGCUUUACCAGAGGCUUGGAUAUCAGGAAAGAGAAAGUGGAUGUUCUCUGCCCAGGGGGCUGCCCUCCUGAGGAAUUUUCUGUCUUUGGGAACAUAGUGUACGCUUCUGUAUCCAGCAUCUGUGGGGCUGCGGUCCACAGGGGAGUAAUCGGCACCUCAGGGGGACCUGUGCGUGUUUAUAGCCUACCUGGUCGAGAGAACUAUUCCUCAGUAGAGGCCAAUGGUGUCCGGUCUCAGACACUGUCCAGAUGGUCUGCUUCCUUCACGGUGACUAAAGGCAAAAGCAGUACCCAGGAAGCCACGGGACAGGCGGUGUCCACAGCCCAUCCACCAGCAGGUAAACGGCUAAAGAAAACGCCAGAGAAGAAAACCGGAAAUAAAGACUGUAAAGCAGACAUUGCAUUUCUGAUCGACGGAAGCUUUAAUAUUGGGCAGCGCCGAUUUAAUUUACAGAAGAAUUUUGUUGGGAAAGUGGCUUUAAUGUUGGGAAUUGGAACAGAAGGACCACACGUGGGCCUCGUUCAAGCCAGUGAACAUCCAAAAAUAGAAUUUUACUUGAAAAAUUUUACAUCAGCCAAAGACGUUUUGUUUGCCAUAAAAGAAGUAGGUUUCCAAGGGGGUAAUUCCAAUACAGGAAAAGCCUUGAAGCACACUGCUCAGAAAUUCUUUACAGCGGAUACAGGUGUAAGAAAAGGGAUCCCAAAAGUGGUGGUGGUGUUUAUUGACGGCUGGCCUUCUGAUGACAUCGAGGAAGCAGGCAUUGUGGCCAGGGAGUUCGGUGUCAAUGUAUUUAUAGUCUCUGUGGCCAAGCCUGUCCCUGAAGAACUGGGGAUGGUUCAGGAUGUUGCAUUUGUUGACAAGGCUGUGUGUCGGAAUAACGGCUUCUUCUCUUACCACAUGCCCAACUGGUUUGGCACCACAAAGUAUGUCAAACCCCUGGUGCAGAAGCUUUGCACUCACGAGCAGAUGAUGUGCAGCAGGACCUGCUACAACUCAGUGAAUAUUGCCUUUCUGAUUGAUGGCUCCAGCAGCGUUGGAGACAGUAAUUUCCGCCUUAUGCUUCAGUUUGUUUCCAACAUAGCCAAGACUUUUGAAAUCUCAGACAUUGGCGCCAAGAUCGCAGCUGUACAGUUCACUUACGAUCAGCGCACGGAAUUCAGUUUCACUGACUAUACCACCAAAGAGAACGUCCUAGCUGUUAUAGGGAACAUCCGCUACAUGAGUGGGGGAACAGCCACUGGUGAUGCCAUCGCCUUUACUGUUAGAAAUGUAUUUGGUCCCAUUAGACACAGUCCCAACAAGAACUUCCUGGUAAUUAUUACAGAUGGGCAGUCCUAUGAUGACAUCCGAGGCCCAGCUGCUGCCGCCCAUGAUGCAGGUAUCACUAUCUUCUCCGUUGGUGUGGCUUGGGCACCCUUGGAUGACCUGAAAGAUAUGGCCUCUAAGCCCAAGGAGUCCCAUGCUUUCUUCACAAGAGAGUUCACAGGAUUGGAACCAAUUGUCUCCGAUGUUGUUAGAGGCAUUUGUAGAGAUUUCUUAGAAUCCCAGCAAUAAUUGUGACAUCCUGACAACUCAAAGAAUAUGUGCAAAAGGAUCUAAUGUGCAAAUUGUAGGCUCACAAUACCUGAAUAACUAUAUAGUAUUCCCAGAUCAGAUACUUAAUAAUUAUGUCAACAGCUGUCUUAAGCAAAUAAACAUUCAUCUGAAGCGCCCGACUUCUGAUUACAAUUGAGAUUUCAGUUGGUUCACAACACUUGGAUGAGGUUUCAUAAUCAGGGUCCUCAGAGACUCAGGAAAGAGGAGAUGUCGUAGGUCCAAACCAUAGCUCAGAUAUGCCUAUAAAUGUAGACAAGAAUUUCAUAGCUCAAUUUAAGAAAAUCUGAUAGACCCAAAGCAA
This is a messenger RNA of Nannospalax galili (Upper Galilee mountains blind mole rat), 2046 nucleotides long. It is a transcript of the gene Coch, whose product is annotated as cochlin. The record is from RefSeq and is a predicted model, not a curated record. The transcript is spliced from 12 exons. Lineage: Eukaryota; Metazoa; Chordata; Mammalia; Rodentia; Spalacidae. The coding region runs from base 48 to 1703 and encodes 551 amino acids.